Messenger RNA from Ochotona curzoniae (black-lipped pika), 1971 nucleotides. RefSeq names its product metallo-beta-lactamase domain containing 1 (gene MBLAC1). The transcript has a single exon. Lineage: Eukaryota; Metazoa; Chordata; Mammalia; Lagomorpha; Ochotonidae. Bases 179 to 970 code for a protein of 263 amino acids. The record is from RefSeq and is a predicted model, not a curated record.
GUCCGCGGUGACGGGAAGGUUGGGCAGUACCAUCUCCGGCAGGGGUCGAGGGCGAAACCAUUCGGACCAUGCGGCGGGGCGGCCACGGCAGAGGCGGCGGUUCCGCACGUGGGGACGCUGAGGGGAGGCUCCUCACGGCUCUGUUCCGUUUCUGCCGAGACCGUCCGUCCUGUGCCUCAUGAGCACCCUCGUGCGGACCGAGCCGCUGAGCGGGCCGCCGCCUCUGCUGGUGCCCGGCGACCCCUACUCGGUGGUAGUCCUGCUGCGAGGCUACGCGGAGCCCGAGGGGGUGGACGGCGCCAUGCGGGCCGACGGCUCGGUGACCCUGAUUGUACCUCAGGCCCGGGGCUCGUCCUCCGGUCACCGAGAAGCCGGUCCCGAGCACAGAAGCGCGAAAACUGCCCUAGCCGAGGCGGCUCGCGGCCCCAUCCUCGUGGACACGGGCGGUCCCUGGACUCGGGAGGCGCUGCUGGACGCCCUGGCCGGCCAGGAUGUGGCCCCGAGAGACGUGACUCUGGUGGUGGGGACCCACGGACACUCGGAUCAUAUCGGAAACCUGGGACUGUUUCCCGAUGCCGCUCUGCUGGUCUCGCACGAUUUCUGCCUCCCGGGGGGUCUCUACCUUCCCCACGGGCUAGGGGAGGGACGGCCCCUGCAGUUGGGGCCAGGUCUUGAGGUGUGGGCCACGCCGGGCCACGCUGGGCAGCGGGACGUGAGUGUAGUGGUGGCGGGUACGGCCCUGGGUACCGUGGUGAUGGCCGGGGAUGUGUUUGAGCAUGAUGGAGAUGAGGACUCAUGGCAGGCGCUGAGCGAAGAUCCCGUGGCCCAGGAACGGAGCCGAAGGACGAUCCUUGGCAUGGCCGACUUGGUGGUGCCUGGACAUGGACCUCCCUUCCGGGUGAUGAGGGAGACCUCGCCCACCAGGGGUGAGGGAGAGCCACCAGGAGCAGCCGGUGGGAGCCUACAGUGAUGAGCCUGGAGAGAGGACUCCUGACCAGCAGUCCCCCUGCAGGUGCCCAGCAUGCAGGGAAGGACCCAGGCAGCGGAGUCUGGAUUUUCAGGGAAGGCUGAACGCCCCUCCUGCCCACUGCCAUCAGCAGUGUACUGUCUGCAACUGAACUAAGACCAAAGGUGGGCUCAGUCUCAUGCAUGUGUGACACACCAGGAUGUUCUUUUGAGGGUCCCCCACAAUUAAAGCAUAAACUGCACCGGAAAUAUUAUUGCCCUAAUGCGGAGGGGAAACCUGAAUAGCAAAAUAGCAACGUUUGUGGGACUGCAGAUGGGGGUGGGGGACACAGGGAUGACUGAGUUGCUUGACUAGUUCACUUGUUUGUUCCGUCUGCGGGAGUUGAUAUAACACUUGCAAGAGCUCCGGCCACUUCCUGCCCAAGGGGUUGUCAUCCAGCAGUGGGCAGGCUGGCCACACCUGUCCCUUGUGGACCACAUUUUGUUCAGACAGACAAGUAAACAAUAACUGUACUAAUGGCAAGUCAAAUAUCAGGUCAUGGUAGAAAAUACUUAAAACUAUAUUUACUACCCUAAUCUUGCAGGAUGGAGUGGGAGUGUGGGUUCAUUUUACUUAUGGUGGUUAGGUAAAAACUUCCUCAAGGCAACGACAUUUGAUCACAAACCUGAGUGAGAAGCCAGGCAGCUCUAUGAGGAGAAGGGAUGCCAGGUACAGGAAUAGCAGGUGGAAGGCCUAUUGGUUGGUGUGCGAAAAUUUUGGGAAGCCAGGCAGUAAACAGGCUGCAGAAUUAGGCAAGGCUAUGUGCAGGCCACCGUGAGAGAUUUGGACUUAGUGCUAAGGACAAUGGCAGGUCCUGGCUUCUGAGCAAGCUGUGAUGGCAUUGCUUCCUUGUUUUACUUUUUAAAGAUUUUACUUAUUUUUAUUUAUUUAUUUUAACUGAACCAGUUUCCCAACCGCCACAUUACCUGGGGGAUAGGGAACUGCCACCCAGUGUCAUCUCAGAC